This is a messenger RNA of Penicillium maclennaniae, 867 nucleotides long. Its product is annotated as DNA-directed RNA polymerase I subunit RPA34. Gene Ontology annotation, biological process: transcription by RNA polymerase I. The record is from RefSeq and is a predicted model, not a curated record. The coding region runs from base 1 to 867 and encodes 288 amino acids. Lineage: Eukaryota; Fungi; Ascomycota; Eurotiomycetes; Eurotiales; Aspergillaceae. The transcript is spliced from 4 exons.
AUGGCAGCCUCAUCCUCGUCGGAUAGCGACAGCAGUUCCAGCCGGUCGUCGACAUCGCCCGAGCCUGGUAACCACCAGAAGGAGAGUGUGAAGGCAGUAUCUAAGGCUGUAAAGGAUGACAGCUCCAGCGACUCCUCCUCCUCUGCUGGAUCGGACAGCUCUUCAGGCUCCGAGUCGGAAAGUGACUCUGACAACGAAAUGGAUACCACAGAGGAUGCGCCGAAAGAACAAGCUCCUUCCAAGAAAAUCAAUGUUCCCGUCGUCCCGCCCUCUUCGAACGCCUCUUCUGUUCUCUCCGACUUGCGCGGCAAGCAAAUCAUUCACAUCACCGCUCCCUCAUACCUCCCGUUGUCUAAGGUCAAGGAGAUCUCAAUGUCCAAAAUCAUGAAGGGCGAGCCCAUCCUCACUUACGAGGGCAAGAGCUACGGCAUUCCGGCAGAAUCUUUCAAUGACGACCAGUCCGAGGGCAAGACCCUGCUCGUUUUCGACCCGAAGACUCAGACAUACAGCAAAAAGGCCGAUAGCGUUCCCAGUUAUAUUGUUCAAGAGAUGGUUCACGUACCGGAAGCCGACAAAGCCGCCGUGGAGGCACUUCGCGACACUGUCAAGCCCGCAAGGCCCCAACCCAAGGGCUUGAAGAUGCGUUUCCGCCCCAUUGGAAAUUCCGCGCCCUCCAAGGCCCCUGCUGAAGAGCGCAAGGAGCGCAAGAGGAAGCACCACCACACUGAUGACGCCACGCAAGCGGUAGCUGUUCCUCAAAAGAAGUCGAAGAAGCACUCACAAGAAAACGACGCCGACGAGUCUAGCCAUAAGAAGUCGAAGAAGUCCCACAAGGAUCACAAGCGGAAAAAGUCCGAAAAGGCAUAA